AUGCAACAGACCGGGUCAUAUCUGCAGCUGGUCUCCUUCGAGGGGGAACGAGUUUCCUUGAAUUUUGAAGGUGCCAAGAGGACAUUCGCGGACGAAAGAUACCAUGGAAGAAAGAUCACUCUGGCGAGUGUCAUUGGUCCUUCACGGAGCGGAAAGAGCUUUUUGGUCGCCUAUCUGACAAGCAAUGGUCGCAUCCAAGGCAACUUUAGCAUCCAAGGCAACUUUCGAAGCGGCUUUGCCCGAUACACUGAAGGCAUCCAAAUCUAUGAUAUACCUAUGGAGUUGCCGGAUGGGACCCUCGUAUUUUUCUUGGACACACAAGGAACCUUCGACUUGGAGACCAGUCAGAUUGUGUCGGACUGGAUCAUGACAUUUAGUUUGCUGAUAUCUGGGCUGCAGAUAAUCAACCUACGGAUCAACAUCGACGGUGAUAACCUACGGACCGUGUAUCGGGCUGUUGAAGCUGCUAAUGCUAUGAAGGAAAACGCCACUGGAAAGAAACUGCUCUUUCUGAUUCGCGACUCCGCCCGGCCGGGCAUGGACCCAGAAUCAUUUUUGAAGGAGCUUUGGGAGAAAGGCAGCAAGUCUGAGGAACUGUCAGCCGCGCAGCGGUCUCUAAAACAGCGCUAUGAAAUCGAGUGCGUCCUGGCCCCCGCACCACAGGAACAUAUCAUGAGGUGCAGCGGCAGCUUGGUUGUAUUAGAAAGCGUUGACGGGCCUUUCACCCAAAAACUAGCCUCCGUCAAGGCGUACUUGAUGAAGCAUGCGCAGGAAGCUACGUCGAUGCGUAGGAUUGAUUGGGGAUACUGGGAGGAAAUUGCUGCCUUCCUCAACAAUUCACUCCCUGUAUACUCGAGCCGCGCCGAGGUCGCACAGCAGACGCAACUAAGCACAGUCAUCGACAACGCCUGUGCAAGCGUCGAUUUAAAUUUCACGGGUGCAACCCUUAAAAGCCUCGAAUCCAGAAUGCAACAGUACAAGAGCAUCAUGGAACGCAAUAUCAGAAAUAAGAGGCUGGAGACAUUGGAAGCCGAAGCGAUUCAACAAGGAAACGAACUACUCGAGAAAGAGUAUCAAAAGAAAUUGCAAACGCUCAAAGAGGCUCAAGCACUUGCCGACACAGAAGCAAAUCGGCGAAAACGCCUCCAGCAAGCACAUGUGGAUAUUGGAAGGCUGCAUCGUUUUGACGAUGCUGUAGGCUUCAUGCACGGCCUUGACAAAUAUACGGAUGGCGAUUCGGUGUUAGAAAAACAGAUCAACUCAACCCUCGAAAAACGACUCACUUUGCUGUUAAAACCAUUCCUCAGUGAAACCGUCAAACAGCAAUGCUGGUCUUACCAGGGAAUCAUCAUUUCGGCUGAUGAUGAAAUGAUCGAGGAGUAUGCUAGCGACCCUACCAUUCUCGUUGAAGAAGCGAUGGCUGAUUUCCGAAAAACAUUUGAUGAGGUAAAGCCGAGUGUCGCCGUCGAUGAAGUAACCGAGAUCGCGGUGAUGUCCAACACACAAAAGGAGCUGAUGUGUGCUAUCGAAGCAGCGAUCCGGGAACGUCAGCAGAAAAAUAAAAAAGCCAAGACGACAGCGAAGACCAUUACCAUUCCAACAAGCAGCCCAGUCGCGGCAGAUCCCGAACCUGAAUUUAAUUUGGUGAAACGUACGCCGAUCGAAAUUUAUUCUAGCGAAGAGGCUCAACUGAAAAGAAACCAAACGGAGGAAAUUCGCGCCCCAGGAGAAGGCGCACCCCAGGUGGCAAAACGGGCAAGGCAAGAAGACCCGCUCAUUUCUAUAUCAAAGCCCGAUAAACUAAAAGUCGGUCGCGGCACCCCGGAAAUUCCUUCAGACCCGGUUCAAAAAGACAAUUGUGACGAAAUCCGGAGUAAGCUUUCAAGCGCGGUGGAGUCCAUAAUCGAUGCACCCGCCAUGAUCGAGCAGCCUUCAGAAAAAACUGACGAAUGGCAGUUACUAUCAAUUCGCCAACCUCUGCUAUUUCCUGCAGCUGGAGGUGAUGUUGUUAAAACUCGCGACGGACUUCUAGCGCAAAGGUGUGAAAAAACAGUUAUGGAUAUCCAGUCGGCUUCCCAAGAAGUCCUACCGCAAUAUCCUACCGAAAAGGAACAGUCUUCUUAUUGGAAGACACAGAACCCUUCUGAGGUGGUAGAAAAAUCGGAUGCCGAGGAUUGGACCCUGCUUAAUGGGGCAACGACGGAAAAAGACCUCGACUUUGGCAACUUGAAUGAGAAAUCAGAGGUUGUGAAACCUAUUCUUUCUUCUCUGCCGCAGGGAUGCUCUGAAAUUCGGCGAGUGCCAGCUCGAGUAGAUCCACCGCCACACACCGGAUCCGGGUUGAGUCAAUCACUGAAGUCAACCGAUUUCGGUAUCAAGUUAAUUCCGGAAACAUCCGACUCGAUGGCAAAUGCUGGCCCAAAUCACUCAAAUGCCCAAAUGGUCCCACAGGUUUCAAGCGACUUUGAAUUUGUCGAUUGGGGCAAUCAUGAACCGGGUAAAAUCAAGCUAACGGACCCAAAAACGAGAAAAACCAACUAUGAAGACACGGAAAUCGCAGCCUUGGGAUUGAAUCCUCUUUGCGGUAAUGGCCGACCGCAUCGUCCACAGCAAGGAUACAAAGAUACAGAAAGGAUGGCAACGAAUUCGGACCAUCCUCAAGGGCUACAUGGAGUUACUGAAGACUUGCUCAGGCAGAAGGAGCUUGAAAGCCACGCCGCACUCAAGGUUCAGCUGCAAAAGUGCCAGGAUGAAGCAAAAAGAGCCCGGGUCAUUGACGAUGAAAUGCAAGAAUUUUGUGCUCUGCGUAAACGAUGUAUUGAGCGCUUCCACGACGACCGAUCAUUGCUUUGGCCGUUGCGAUGCGAGCAGUUGCGGCUCGACCUAUGCAAGGCGGUGGAUGCCCCAAGCGUUAAUGGAUUUUUCUACCCAUCCGAGUUGGAAGAGCUGAAAUGGAAGGAAGCAUGUUCUACAUAUAAAGCGGCGACCGGGCGUGAGGACUUGGAUCAACCUGUGAAAAUCUCCAGCUUACACAAGCGGCCAGCCGACUCGUUGGACUCGUUGAGUGCGGAGACUUUGAAGAAAAUUCUCGACCGAUACAGCCGAUGUAGUGAGAAAGUACAUAAGGCACUGAAUGCCAUGAAUAACGCCGACAAAUGCAGAAAGGCACUUCAAUCUCAGAUCCAAGGUUUCACGGACGACUGCCGAAAAAAUACACUUCCGUUUCUCGAGGAGUAUUCUUUUCUGCGUCACUUUGAGCUGCACUGUCAAGUGCCCUUCCAGAAAAAAUUUCGUGACGAGGAUCUAUAUCUGAUCGCCAAGUAUCCAAAGCAAUGGCCAUUACUUUUCACUAUGGAGUGCAUCGAUGGUUAUAAGAACUUUUUCUUUGACACGCUAAAGGGUUACGCUGAUGAUCAGCCGGUCUUUUGGAACGACCUGCAAGCGAUUACUUUGGAGGAGUGGCUAGAAAAAGCCAAACAGCUAGGCGAAGUGAAGCCGUACACCAAACAUCUGAAGCAAGGGGAGGAGAGCCCCUAUACAAAGGCCAUGAUUCGCUAUAUCGAACGGGGCAACAACCAACCCAUCGACGAGUCCGAAUGGGUCAUUGAUAUC
Molecule: messenger RNA, 3612 nt
Organism: Mesorhabditis spiculigera
Lineage: Eukaryota; Metazoa; Nematoda; Chromadorea; Rhabditida; Rhabditidae
Source: the annotation of a GenBank genome assembly